AUGCGCAGGAAAAGCUGCGCGAAAGCAUGUCGUCAGGAUCUCAACAAGGGAUCCCAAGAUCGGUCUCUGAUUCUAAUUGAUCCUGAUGGUCGAGUGGGCAAAAAUGGACGUAUACGAACUGGGGAUAUGCUUGUUGCGGUCGACGGAGAUUCUGCCAAUGGGUUAACCCUUCUGAAAGCUAGUGCUCUUCUUUGCGAGCUUCGAACUCGCCCCGCGCCCACGUUGACGAUUGAUCGAACGAUUGAAUCGUUUCAUGAGGCCGAAGCGAAUGUGAUCUCCCAAAAGAAGAUGGCGCACUCUGUCCUCCAACAAGCCAAUAUCAACACUGCCAAUGAUAUCAAGGAGUACUCGUUCGACAUGCCGCCGUUGAAUGAUACUGGUUCUGCCAGGCCGGAUGGGACGAACGACGCGUGCGACGCAAGCGAAUCUGCGGCCGUCAAAUGCUGCCCUUCGCAGAUGCCUUCGCAGCGCCACGAGGAGGACGACGGAAAAGAAAAAAUUAAAGCU
Messenger RNA from Mesorhabditis spiculigera, 507 nucleotides. The record is from the annotation of a GenBank genome assembly. NCBI's taxonomy places the organism in Eukaryota, Metazoa, Nematoda, Chromadorea, Rhabditida, Rhabditidae.